UCGAGGGUCCGCCUUUUUCUUUCUUUUUUCUCCGCCCGGCAAGAUCAAGGAGAAGAAAGAGUGGCCGCCGUUGAGUGAGCAAUCCCUCAAAAAGAGCCAAAGCUCCCCUCCUCCCCCGACAGUGACAGUGACUUUCGAAUUGAACUAGGACAAUUUCUUCCGGUCGUCCCUAUGUUCGCUAAGGUAGGCGUUCCAUCGCCGAGAUCUUGUGUCCUCCUCCGUUUCGCUGCUUGAGCUUGUGAGGGUGCCUCUCGCGGAGUGACACGUAGCGCCGCUGACACAGUGACACGUUGUGUCCCUUGUGCAGUGACACGUGGCGAGUCUUUUCCUGAGGUUCUCUUUGCCGCCACACGAAGCCGACACGUGGACAAGAUAGUAGUGGCUUGUUCCGACACGUGGCAGUGGCCAUGAAGACCGCUGGUGUGCUUCUUGUUCUCUGCAUGAUGAUGGUCGUCGGAGGCUCGUUUGCCACGCCCAUGCAGGUGUCAUUCUCCGCCAGCGGAGAUGCGGGUUCCAGCGCGGAGAACACCACCGAGGUGGUGGGGGAGUACUCGUUCACGCUGCCGGAUUACGCUGCGAAACUGCUUCGAGGGGACUCCGCGCGCACCACCACCGAGCCUCCCACCGUCACCGUGAGAGGCAAUCCGUGCGAAGUGGAGUGUAAGUGCGAGCUUGUCAAGUGCCAAGGUCGCGUCGUCGCAGGACAGAUAAGCAGAGGAUUUACUCUUGUGGAGAGGCGUGAGCAGCUCAGAGGGAUGACCUUAUGCUCAGGUGCCUACGAGGGCUGUGAAAUUGGAUGCACCCGGUACAACAUGUAGAGGCAAUGUGGACAUGCGGCGGAUGUCUCGUUGUUGUCAACAUUAUUGAAGUAUUCGACUGUUGUUUUUGUCUGCAAGUGGCUCUACCUUUGGAAACCUCGCAUUGCGCCAUCGUCUUGUGCGAUAGCUGCGUGCUUGUUGAAGAUGAUGGGUGGGUGCAGAGCGAGGGCUCCGAUUUGUUCCGGCUUGGGAGCUUUUCUUCUUGUACUUGGAUAAAAUCAGUUCGUAUUGCAUUCAGUGUUCAUCCUGGCACACUUGGUCUUUUUCGGGCGGAGGAAAGUUGUGGGUAAUCGAAGAUGAUGUACAUGGGGGUGGGCGUAAUCGAAGAGGAUGUACUAUGAUGUACAUGUAGGUGGAUUAAACAAUGCCAUAGAGAUGCAGUUCGCUUAGAACGUAAGUCUGGGAGGGGUCUUUCAGAUUGCAUGUGGGUGCAGCUACGUAGAGAUUUAACUCCAAAAGAGUUCGUCGGAUUUUGGAUGGGUGCCGAAGGACGGGUUGGGUGUUGGUAAGAAGGUCUAGUCUUCCCUAGAAGUGUCCCUAGAAGUGUCCCUAGAAGUGUCCCUAGGAGUGUCCCUAGAGGGGAGGGAUUAGACAAGACCAAGGUCCUCUUCGAAGAGUUAUUCUCAUAUCGCUGGUGUAGUGGAUGAAAACAUAAAAAAAGAAGAUGGAGCUGUACAGCUCGAAGGGGGCGGGGGGGGGCAGGGAAUGGGCUCUGGUAGGAGUGUUGCUGUGAUGCACUCUUUGGCUUCUGUAGAUGAAGACGACGAUGUAGAGAGAGCUGAUGUUGUCAUCGGGAAGGACGAGAGAAGAAAGGACUCACCAGUGCGAGUGGUUGAGAUUUAUAAGGUGCAGGAUGAAAAUUAUUUGCGGCCCUUGCAGGAGGAGGAACUGCUAGGGAAGGGGACAAGGAGAUGAAGGCGUAUGGCCAGAUACAAUAAAUCUGUUAUGGGACUUUCUCAUUUUGUUGUGAAGUUAAAAAGAAUUGUUUCUUGCUGCUUGAGAGCCUUUAUUAAUUUUGAAAGCAUGGUUGAUGGCAUCUGCCUCUGGGGCACGGUUGUUUUUUCGGGCUUCGUUUCCCAUUUUUAGAUCCACAACAUGUGCUGCGUAGACUUGUGACAUUCACUGGUAUAGAGGAGGUAGGACAGUGUUUGGCAAUGUGUCCAGCAUAGCUGGCUUUGUGGCUUUGUAUGGGCUUCUGUCGUUUCCAGCAGUGUGACGUGUGUAAAGUAUAAGCCCAAGUUUAUGCCGAUGUUCGUGUAGUGCUUCGGUCUGUGUGUAAUUCCUCUUUUGUAGCGUUUCACAAAGGCAUGGGAUGAGGUGCGGAUGAUGUUUGGACUAGGGUCUGAAGUUGAUGCUGAUGUCCGUAUAGUGCUUCGGUCUGCGUAAUACCUCUUCUGUAGUUCAUCGAGGCUUGGGAUGAGCUUCGGAUGACGUUUGGACAAGGGUCUGAUGAAGUUUACGCUGAUGUCGGUAUAGUGCUUCGGUCUGCGUAAUGCCUCUUCUGUAGUUCCUUGAGGCUUGGGAUGAGCUUCGGAUGAUGUUUGAACGUGGGUUUGAUGAAGUUUGCGCUGAUGUCCAUAUAGUGCUUCGAUCUGUGUAAUACCACGUCUGUAGCGCGGCGCUAAGGCUUGGGAUGAGGUUGGAAUGAGGGUAGAGGGUCUGAUGAGUUUUGGAUAAGGUUUCGAUGAGGGGCGGACGAGGGUUGGAGGAAGGUUGGAUGGGGGUCGGAUGAGGUUCGUACGAGGAAAGAGGGUUGGAUGAGGGUCAGAGCAAGGCGGGCGAGUAGUGAGAGAGUUGUCUCUUAUGAUUGUUAUCUUGAUUAUUAUUUGUUCUGUGAACUUGGUUCGGCUUGUUCGAUUGAUCGUCAGCAGGGAGUACAGUUCAGAAAACCCAAGAGGGGUUUGUUGUCCAGCAAAGAGUGGCAUUGCACUCACUGGCAUGUAGGUAAUUGUGCAUCUGGUAAAGGGUGCGCAUGUGUGGA
This is a messenger RNA of Chara braunii, 2799 nucleotides long. The record is from the annotation of a GenBank genome assembly. NCBI's taxonomy places the organism in Eukaryota, Viridiplantae, Streptophyta, Charophyceae, Charales, Characeae.